GUGGCGACGAUGCUCAACCACGAAACGCAUUUGGGUUUUUUCCUUUGCGACGGCAAGAAAAAAGGACGCUGGCCGCAGAGAACAGCCGCGGGCCCUCCACAGGAAUUGAUUGAUCACGCGGGCGAUCCCAAUGGCUCUGGAUUGAGUCGCCCUUGGCCCCUUGUCUCGCCCUUAUAUCUGACGCCAGGCUCGUAGCUCGCUCCUUUCGCUCCUUCCUGGCGCGAGCACCUCGGCGGAAAACACCACACAGGAUUCUGGCCUCUCCGCCUUUGUACAAAUCUUGCCUCUCGUCACCUCCUUGACCGCGCGAGCACCAAUCCCCUCCCACCUCGCGCGUGAGCAACCGCCCUGCAGCGACGACGCCCUCGCCGCCAUGGGCUCCAUCGACCACGACCCAGCGGCCGCGGCGGCGCAGGCACCCCCUGACGGCGACUCCGGCGGCGGCGCGGCGCUCGACCUCACGGUGCUCGGCCUCAACUCGGGCACCUCCAUGGACGGCAUCGACUGCGCGCUGUGCCGGUUCCGGCAGGCGUCGCCCGAGGCGCCGAUGCACUUUGAGCUGCUCGCGUACGACGAGGUGCCGCUCGAGCAGACCAUCAAGCGGCGCGUCAUGAAGAUGAUCUUGCACAACUCGACGACGCCCGAGGAGCUGUCCGAGGUCAACGUGCUGCUGGGCCACACGUUUGCCGAUGCCGUCGACGCCUUCUGCGCCAAGCACGGCGUCGACCGCGCGUCCAUCGACGCCAUCGGCUCCCACGGCCAGACCAUCUGGCUGCUCAGCCUGCCCGAGCCCGGCCAGGUGCGCUCCGCCCUGACCAUGGCCGAGGGCUGCUUCAUCGCCGCCCGCACCGGCAUCACCACCGUCACCGACUUCCGCGUCUCGGACCAGGCCGCCGGCCGCCAGGGCGCGCCCCUCAUCGCCUUCUUCGACUCCCUCGUCCUGCACCACCCCACCCGCCUGCGCGCCUGCCAGAACAUUGGCGGCAUCGCCAACGUCUGCUUCAUCCCCCCCGACGGGCCCGACGGCGCCCUCAGCGACGCCUUUUUCGACUUUGACACGGGGCCCGGCAACGUCUUCAUCGACGCCGCCGUCCGCCACUUCACCGGCGGCGAGCGCGAGUUCGACCGCGACGGCGCCAUGGGCCGCGCCGGCACCGUCGACCAGGCCAUGGUCGACGAGUUCCUCGCCACCCACCCCUACUUCGCCCGCGACCCCCCCAAGACGACGGGCCGCGAGGUCUUCCGCGACACCGUGGCCCACGAGCUCAUCGCCCGCGGCGAGCAGCGCGGCCUGUCGCCCGACGACGUCGUCGCCACCAUCACCCGCAUCACCGCCCAGGCCAUCGUCGAGCACUACCGCCGCUACAUGCCCACGCAGUACGGCCCGCUCGCCGAGAUCUUCAUGUGCGGCGGCGGCGCCAAGAACCCAAACAUCACCGACUACCUGGCGCGCGCCUUUCCCGACGCGCGCAUCGUCAUGCUCGACGAGGCCGGCGUGCCCGCCGACGCCAAGGAGGCCAUCACGUUCGCCUGGCAGGGCAUGGAGGCCAUUGUCGGCCGCAGCAUCCCCGUGCCCGACCGCGUCGAGACGCGCCGCGGCUACGUGCUCGGCAAGGUGAGCCCGGGCCGCAACUACCGCCGCGUCAUGCGCAAGGGCAUGGACUUUGGCGCCGGCCGCGACCACCUCGAGCCGGUGCGCGAGCUGGUCAACCACGUCAACGGCAAGGUCUUUGAGGGCAAGGCGUGAGGCCUUUUUCCAUUCUCCACCAGCCUUUUUUCCUUUCAUUUGCUUCUCCACAGCCCGGGCCUGCAUGUACGAUGCAUACGAGACAUGAGCAUCUCGAGUACUCUAAUGAUAGCGUUGCGCCGUCGUGCGUAUCAAUCAAGACUGUGAUGUGAGCACCGAGACUGAUGUUGAGUAGAACCAAGACUGGAUUGUGUAGAACCAAGACUGU
Molecule: messenger RNA, 1955 nt
Organism: Purpureocillium takamizusanense
Lineage: Eukaryota; Fungi; Ascomycota; Sordariomycetes; Hypocreales; Ophiocordycipitaceae
Exons: 1
Coding region: 374-1747 (457 amino acids)
Biological process (GO): peptidoglycan turnover; amino sugar metabolic process
Molecular function (GO): ATP binding; phosphotransferase activity, alcohol group as acceptor
Source: RefSeq, a predicted model, not a curated record